This is a messenger RNA of Aureococcus anophagefferens, 1743 nucleotides long. RefSeq lists its product as hypothetical. The record is from RefSeq and is a predicted model, not a curated record. The transcript has 6 exons. NCBI's taxonomy places the organism in Eukaryota, Pelagophyceae, Pelagomonadales, Pelagomonadaceae. The coding region runs from base 1 to 1743 and encodes 580 amino acids.
AUGGCCGCGGUCGUAGCAGCCGCGGGCGCGAUGGGCGACGUCGGUACGAAGUUCGUCGUGACGGCGAGCAACGAGGUCGGCGGCGGCAGCGCCAAGUUCGUGCUCAAGAAGUGGGCCGCCGUGGACUCGACGCCGGCGUGCUCGCGGGGCGUCGGCGACGAGCUCGAGGUCGUCGAGCUCGACGGGUCCUGGAUGCGCGCCAAGGCGACGGCCGCGUCCAAGGGCGGCUGGUUCAGCAGCGAGGCCGGCGGCUACGCCGUCCCCGCGGCGCCCGAGGCGCCCGCGGCGCGGACCCGGGGCCCGGAGAUCACGCUCAAGGUCAUGCACCCGGAGCACAAGGACCACAAGGUCAUGACCGUCGAGGUCUACGCGGACACGCCCGUCGUCGACCUCAAGGCGACGAAUCGGGGCGGGAAAAGAGCGCGAACUUCCCAACUUCCAAGGCUCCUCUCUCGGCCGUUUCCACUCGCGACGAUCUGCCGCGAGACGGGCCUCAAAGAGAAGCCGCUGCUGCCCGUGAAGAAGUACAACUCGGGCCCCGUCGACGACGACCACAAGGCCAUGAUGGAGAGCCGCCUCAAGGACUACGUGAACUGGAUCCCCUGCGACGCGAAGGACACGGUCCGCGACGUCGGCUACGCGAACGGCGACGCGUUCGCGUUCACGUACCUCGGCACGGCCCAGGACGACCUCAAGGAGGACCUCAAGUGGAUCGCGCCCAUGUACUCCGACUCCGACGACGACGACAGCGACCACGAGUGGACCUACGAGAAGUACGUCGCGCAGCAGCGCGGCUCCGGCGGCGCGGGCGUGAUCUCGGACCGGCCGGGCGCGGCCGCCGCGGCCGGCGGCGACGCCGACUUCAUGGACCCCAUAGAGCCCCACGCCGUCGGCACAUCCGCGCCGCCGCGCGCUCGCGCGAUGACGACGGCGCACGCCAUCGCGUUCUGCGCGGGCCCGCUCAUCGUCGCGCUGCUGCUGGCAAUUUCCGGCGCCUUCACGCAGUCGGCCAAAACGGCGGCGCGGCCGCCCCACGCCCACGUGGCCUUCACGAGCCGCUUCGGCGCGCGGCUCAGCGGCAACGCCCACAGCCUGCUGCUCGUCUGCCUCAUGGCGGCGCUCGCCGAGUGCUGGAACAGCGUCGUCACGCCGGACCUCGGGAGCGUGCUGGGCGUCGAACUCCAGGGCACGCUGCUCAACCUGUCGGGCGCGGCGCUCGGCGGGUUCGCGGCGGUCCUCGCGGCCCACGGCGGCCGGCGCGGCGCCCUCUGGAGCGCCUUCAACGACGGCUUCGUCGCGGCCUACACGUCCUUCGUCUUCUUCGUCGUCCACGCCGCGGAGCUCGCGGCGCGCGGCGCGGGGGACCCUUCGACGAGCGCGAAGCGCGACAAGGAGACCGUGGACCUGUCGACGCCGUACCUCCUCGGCUGCCUCCUCCUCGGCCCGGCGUUCCACCUCCUCGGGCGCCGCGCGGCGCUCGCCGCGUUCCCGCCGCCGGCGGCGCCGCCGCCCGGCGACGCCGCGGGCCUCGCGGCGCCGCUCGCGGCGCUCCUGGCCGCGGCGCUCGCGCGCGAGUGCGCCGCGGGCCCGGGCCGCGGCGCCGCGCUCGCCUUCGGCUGCGCCGUGACGGCGCUCGCGUGCGUCGCCGGCGAGCUCGUCGGCCACCUCGUCCACGAGGGCGAGGUCAACUGGGGCACGGCCUUCGCGAACGCGGUCGCGCUCUGUGUGGAAAUCAACCAGUGA